This is a messenger RNA of Aegilops tauschii subsp. strangulata, 990 nucleotides long. The record is from RefSeq and is a predicted model, not a curated record. Lineage: Eukaryota; Viridiplantae; Streptophyta; Magnoliopsida; Poales; Poaceae.
AUGUCGGAGCAAACGCAGGAGUUCUACGCCGAAGUAUUUCACAAGACUCAGGAGCUUGCUCGUAGAUGUUAUGAGAGGAUUCGUGAUAAGAAUAAAAGGCUUCGUUUGGAACUGAAGUGCAAGAUAUUUGAUCUUGACUUAGCAUCCAAGAAGCUGGAUGAACUAGCUUCAAAAAGUAUCUCCCAAGAAAGGAAGUAUGAGGAAGAGAAAGAACAGAGGGAGAAACAAGUCGCUCUAUUAUUUCACAUGUUAGAUCAGGAACUGAAUGCCAAGCAGAAGCUUGAGUUGGAAACAAAGCAGCUGCAGAGCAAAUUGGAAGCAGUGAAACCUAUGCAAGGUGAAGACUCUGAAUCAAAGAAGAAAAUGGCUGAACAGAGUGAGGAGCUGCAAGACAAAUAUGACAGAGUGGAAUCAAUUGUUCGGACUUUGAUUACCAAGGAAAGACAAUCCAAUGAUGAGUUACAGCUUGCUCGGAAGGCACUGAUACGUGGCUUCCAGGAUCUUACAACUGACCGAACAUCUAUAGGCAUCAAAAAGAUGGGCAUGCUUAACCUGGAAUCACUUGAAAAAGCUUUCAACCAGAAAUUGUCAGAACCUGCUGAAUCAAGUUAUCAUGCUGCCUUAUUUUGUGAAAAAUGGGAGAAUGAGAUAAGAAAUCCAAAAUGGCACCCUUUUAAAGCUAUCAUGGUUGAUGGAAAAGAAAUGGAAAUUCUCUGUGAGGACGACGAGAAGCUCCGGGCUCUGAAAGAAGAACACGGGGAGCAGAUCUGUGACUUGGUGACAAAGGCUCUGCUCGAAAUCAACGAGCACAAUCCCAGUAGCCGCUAUCCUUUCAGCGAGCUGUGGAACUACAAGGAGGACCGGAAAGCGACCCUGGAAGAAGUCGUCGCGUACGUCCAGAACCAAUGGCGACUGGACGGGAGCAAGCUCAAGAGGAAGCGCGCCGAAGAAGAUGCUGGAAGUACUCAAGUGGAGGACAUUACACGCUGA